Symbiodinium natans is the source of this 1999-nucleotide messenger RNA. NCBI's taxonomy places the organism in Eukaryota, Dinophyceae, Suessiales, Symbiodiniaceae. The record is from the annotation of a GenBank genome assembly.
AUGGAACUGAACCACAGUGAUGAUUACAACAAGUAUGUGAAGGCCGAACUUGACAAGCUCUAUGAAAGCCUCGUGCGCAGAUAUGAGGAGGUGCACCCGGCCCGAGAAAGUUUCCAGGAGCACCUCGCAGAUUCGUCUCAAGUCAGUUCUUUGUCAACGUUCAACGGCCACGAGAGCCCAGCUGUCGGACGGGAGUUGAUGCACGGCAUGAGCCAGGCCUCGGUCGAUUCUUUGGAUACCCAUGCCACCUCCCAGCCGCCCCAGCCCAUUCUCAACUGGGCACUCCUUUGCGAAGGUUUGAUGCACCAGCAUGAGGGCGAGCUGGAUGAAGAAAAUGAUCAGCAGAUGUCUUACAUCAAGGAUGUCUUGACAAUGCGGUCGCCAUGGAAGACCACAUUGACAUACCAUGCUCUCAAGAAAGACAACGCGAGGCCAUUUUCCUCCCUAUCUCGCAUGAAAAGUCUCCGAAUGCAAGAGGCAGCAUUGGAUCAGAGCUGCUUGCAGCCUUUCGUCCGCCAGCCAAAUAGCAAGCUUCAAAUCGUGUGGAGCUUGCUCGGUAGCCUCUUCAUCAUUUGGGACUUGAUUACGAUACCCUUGGAGCUCUUCGAUGACCAGAAUAUGAUCACAUUCCUGGUUCUUGUGGGCAAGAUCUCCUUUGUGUAUUGGCUCUUGGAUAUGCCUUCGCACUUGAUCUUUGGCGUGGAGGUCGAUGGCUUUCUCGAGCUUCGACCGCGAGAGCUGGCAAGGAGGUACUGCCGGUCUUGGUUCGCGAUCGACUUGACUGUCAUUAUGGUUGAUGCCCUGCUCAUGCUCUUGCAAGAACUGCAUGGCUCCGAACCUGAAGGUAGCCCUGUUCGAUCAGCUCGCUACCUUCGCACUCUGCGCCUGCUGCGGCUUCUUCGUCUUCUGCGUGUUGCGAAGCUCCAACAGGAGCUGACGAGGCUGGCAAACAACUUCCUCUCCACAUACGCGUUCAUGGUAAUGAAAGUGGUCUCCGGUCUGCUGAUGAUCUUGGCAGUGAACCACCUCAUUGCUUGCUGCUGGUAUGGCAUUGGGCGCUGGACGUUCGAUUCUGGCGACAGCUGGCUAAUCAACGCGGACAUUGACAUUGAAGAUCUCGCCAACGCGUACGCCGUUUCAAUCCACUGGUCCCUGACUCAAUUCACGCCGGCGACGAACAAUGUUGCCCCUGUCAAUGCUGUGGAGAGGUUCUUUGCCGUGUGGGUGAUUCUCUUGGCGAUGGGAACCUUUUCGUCCUUCAUCAGCUCCAUCACGACUACAGUUAGCACCUUGCGUGCUGCCAGAGCCGAGCAGUUCAAGCACCAUUCGAUUUUGGUCCGGUUUUUCAAUGAGCGGAACCUCUCGACGGACCUCUAUGGCAAGAUAAACGAUAUCCUGAAGAGGCAGGGCGCCUAUGACAUUCGCGUGAAGGAGCAGAAUGUCAAUCUCUUGCAGGGAAUUCCCGAUCGGCUCAAGGUUGACCUGCAUGAGGAGAUGUUCAUGAGCUCUUUGAUGCAGCUCGGCAUUUGGCGCCACUGGCAUCAUACAGAUGAUUUCAACUUCUGUCGUGAAGUCUGCAACCUGGCAAUGUGCGAGCACGUCGCGACUCCAGGACAGGAUGCGUUCAUGCCGGGGACAGACUGUGAAGAGGUCUACAUCAUUGAAUCCGGCUCCAUGGGCUACAUCGCUCGGCAGCUCACAUCCUUCGAGUCGGAGCUGUGUGAGAGCGGUGAGGUGUUAUGCCUGCCAUGUAUGUGGGCAGAAUGGCUUCAUCGUGGUCGCCUCGCAGCAAACACUGGUGUGACUUGCUAUUACAAUGGGAUCAAUGGGGAGAAGUUUGCGAAUCUCGUGAAACGCCACGGUCCUCUCUGGCAGUACUUGCAGAUCUACGGGAUCUUAUUCAUUGGCGAGGUGGAGCACAUGGAUGCUGAGGACAUUUUUGUGACCGACAAGUGCAUCUCAGCCACGAAGGUGGACGACAUUGCCCAGCGCGCAAAGC